Messenger RNA from Amblyraja radiata (thorny skate), 1524 nucleotides. RefSeq names its product sialic acid-binding Ig-like lectin 12. The transcript is spliced from 8 exons. NCBI's taxonomy places the organism in Eukaryota, Metazoa, Chordata, Chondrichthyes, Rajiformes, Rajidae. Gene Ontology annotation, biological process: cell adhesion. Gene Ontology annotation, molecular function: sialic acid binding. The record is from RefSeq and is a predicted model, not a curated record. The coding region runs from base 1 to 1524 and encodes 507 amino acids. Gene Ontology annotation, cellular component: plasma membrane.
AUGUCGGGAGAGUGGAGUUCAUUCACUCCACAAGAUGUGACAGCGCAGAAUGGUUUGUGUGCACAGAUUCCGUGUCACUACAGGUACCCGUCGCAUCUAAACAAUAAACCACGGAUUGGAAUCUGGUUUAACAGUGAGAUGAACAACGACAAAAAUGUUGCCUUACACUCCAAGAAUUCCUACAAAGAAUCAACAAAGUUUCGCCAUCGGACCCGGCUGUCAGGAGAUCUGGGAGAGGACGACUGUUCCCUGGUUAUAGACAACGUCACGCUGCAAGAUGCAGGUCCUUAUUUUUUCAGAGUUAAUUUUGGAGGGGGAGAUCGUUUCAACUACCACCCUGUAACACAGCUCCAUGUUACUGAUUUCACAGAUAAACCCACGAUAUUCUCUGCUGAAAUGGUGGCAGGUCAGCCUGUGAACGUGACCUGCUCCUUCAACACCACAUCGCUCAAACAUCACGGACAAAACCUCACCUGUAGAGUCAGAUACCCAACUGUCUCAUCCGAGCAGAUCCUCACACUGAAUGUACAAUACGCCCCCCAGAAUCUCUCAAUCACUUCCCCCGACAACGUGAACAAUUCCUGGGUCAGUGUAAAGGAAGGAAACUCGGCAGCGAUCCUCUGCUCCGUCCACAGUUUCCCAACAUCUAACCUGACGUGGAGACAUCUCGGUGCCAUGCUGAACACAACACGUUCCAGCAAUGAGCUGUGGAUGGAGUUCCCUCAGCUGACACGGCAGGACACUGGGGUCUAUCAGUGUGUGGCGGAGAAUGAACACGGGACAGCAGAGAGGGAUGUGACCGUCACUGUAGAAUAUGCGCCGGAGAUUUCCUGGGAUUCGGGAUGCACUCACACACCUGAGAGUGUCACCUGUGUGUGUGCGGCCAGGUGCAACCCACCCGGAGAGCUCACCUGGCGCCUCCCCCUCGCCAACAUCAGCGGAAACCAAACCCGCGGACGUCUCCACACCUGGCAGGUGGCAAGCGGGCAUCUGGUGAAUGGUUCCCUCACCCUGAGAGGGGGUGAUGGAGGGGAGGACGUGAUGGCCUUGUGCUCAGUCCGUAACCGACACGGGGAAGCCUUGUUCAAGGUGUAUCUGUUGAUGGAAGGUGAGGACAUCUCUGGGGGAGGGAAGUCAUCGAGCCAUAGUCAUGGUAAGAGUUUCAAUACUUGGAUCGCCGUUUUGCUUACAGCAGGGAUAAUACUGAUCGCUGAGCUAGCUGGAAUCCUCAUCUACAAGUAUAUACAGCGGAGGGAAUAUGUGACAAUGGAGGAAGCUUCAGGAAACCAAGACACCAAUGUGAUCUACUGCCCACACUCUGCAACCAAUCAGAGUGCGGGGAGUGGAGCGGACGGGCCGGCCCCAGAGGAGCUGAAAGGAGGAGGGGAAUCGGGAGAGGGGGAAGAGCAAGCGGCCGUGUACGCCAACCUGCGGGAGCUGCCGAGCAGCGGAGACACCGUGCACAGUGGCGAGGUGGUGGAAUACGCUGAGCUCUGGUUCCAGUCCAAGCAGGGGGAGGGGUAG